AUGUCUACAUUCAAGAUCCCCAAGAGGAAACGGCCUGCAGAUGAUGACGUCGCCUACGUGCACCGUUCACCGCUGUCCCUGUCCAGCUCUGCUGCAGACUUUCAGAAGAUGCGCAAACACACAGAAACCAGCAGCAAAUCAGAAAAGUCCACCGUCGACUCGAUUGAUCUGCAGCAGCUUCCCAGCAGGUUGAUCCAGUAUCCAGCCAGGCCAUGUAAGGGGAGUAUCACUGUGACAAAAGACGAUCUGGCGUGUCUGGAUGACGGCGUGUACCUCAAUGACGUCAUCGUCGACUUCUACCUCAAGUACCUUCUGGAAGGAGUAGGUGGCGCUGUGGCUGAGAGGAGCCAUGUGUUCAGCAGUUUUUUCUACAACCAGCUGAGCAGACGGCAAAACGCCAGCGAAGACGCCGCCAACUUUGUUUCUGAUCGCCACAUGAGGCACCAGAGGGUGAAGAGGUGGACCCGUAAUGUCGACAUCUUCAAGAAAGACUUCCUGUUUGUGCCUGUCAAUCAGUCCUCUCAUUGGUUCUUGGUGGUGGUUUGCUUCCCGGGACUGGAGGAAGUUCAGUCUGAGGUCCGACACAGGCCAGCAGUGGGAACCCUGACUGCAGCACUUCAGAAGCUGAGUGAGGAAACGACGUCUGGGUUUCAUCGUAAAUGUUACUGUGACGCUGGAGCAGAGCGAACAGGUGAAAAAGGAGCUGUCACUCCGACGUCCCAGCAGCCUCCGAUCUAA
Molecule: messenger RNA, 738 nt
Organism: Thalassophryne amazonica
Lineage: Eukaryota; Metazoa; Chordata; Actinopteri; Batrachoidiformes; Batrachoididae
Product: sentrin-specific protease 7-like
Exons: 9
Coding region: 1-738 (245 amino acids)
Biological process (GO): protein desumoylation
Cellular component (GO): nucleus; cytoplasm
Molecular function (GO): SUMO-specific endopeptidase activity
Source: RefSeq, a predicted model, not a curated record